AUGAGCAAGACCAUGGUCCCUGCCACGGAGGCCGACACGGCACGCGUCCAGCGGCACCUGGCUCGCAUGCCGUUCGUCGGGGCACAGUUUGCGCCGCACUUCCGCGCCGUAUCGGCCAUGCCCAUGCCUCCUCUCAACCAGCGCGGUGGCCGCGAUGCUGAGGGAUGGACAGCAGUGUACGAAGCCAUUGUUCAGCCGGAGUGGAUCAACGGCCGAGGCGGCAUGCACGGCGCUGCGGCAUGCUGGAUCGUUGACAUGAUCACCGGCACGACCCUGUCACGCAUGCGCACCGACACUUGGGGUUUGGGCGGGCCCAGCAUUGCCAUUGAUAUGACCUACUACGACCCAGCGCCAGUGAGGACUGUCGAUGAGCUGCUCGCCUUUCUGUCGCUGACCCUCUCCAGAGGCACGCGACUGCUUAUCACCGCCAGCAUCGAGCGCAUGGGUGGUGCACUGGGGACAGCGCGGUGUGUAAUUGCCAACGCAGAGACGGGCAAGAACAUUGCUGCCGGUCUGCACACGACUAUGACCCCUGCUUCGGCGACGCGUGCAGCACAGGCGAAGAAGGUCCAGGCCAAGCUGUAG
Molecule: messenger RNA, 585 nt
Organism: Apiotrichum porosum
Lineage: Eukaryota; Fungi; Basidiomycota; Tremellomycetes; Trichosporonales; Trichosporonaceae
Exons: 5
Coding region: 1-585 (194 amino acids)
Molecular function (GO): fatty acyl-CoA hydrolase activity
Source: RefSeq, a predicted model, not a curated record